Brachypodium distachyon (stiff brome) is the source of this 1662-nucleotide messenger RNA. Its product is annotated as putative disease resistance protein RGA4. The coding region runs from base 474 to 1511 and encodes 345 amino acids. The record is from RefSeq and is a predicted model, not a curated record. The transcript is spliced from 5 exons. Gene Ontology annotation, biological process: defense response to fungus. NCBI's taxonomy places the organism in Eukaryota, Viridiplantae, Streptophyta, Magnoliopsida, Poales, Poaceae. Gene Ontology annotation, molecular function: ADP binding.
AGCGUUCCUACUUGAAUUUUCUCACAAGAAUCAAUACCAUCGUGCCGGGCAUGCAUUAGUAGACUGUGCUGUUUAGGUUCCCACUUCUCAGCCACUAUUUCUCUGCUUUUGCUUUGCUCUGGUGUAUUAUUUGCUGCUGUUUGCUCCGCAUAUCGAUACAUUUUGUUCAUUCCUGUUGGCCGGCAGAAGUUUGUCCUGCAAAGUGUUGAGGCAGGAAACAGUUGGUAUUAACACGUAUUGCUCUCCUUCUGCAGGCUGCAGUACUCUCAUCAAUUGACCUGUGUUCAGGUGUAAAGGCGUGUCCGCGUGGGAUAUCUACGGUUGUUCCUAGAGCAAGAUGCACCUGCAAGAUGAUUACAAUUGAUUUUUCUUAUUGGCUGUUUAUUUCUUGCUCGACAAAUUGCUUGUAAGCCAGCAAGUUCGCAAGCCCCACGCUUAGUGCUUCGGCGGAUCUCCCUCCUCAAGUUGAUCUGAUGGCAUCUGUAUUAGAUCCUUUGGUUGGAUCAUGCAUCACAAAGUUGCAAGAAAUCAUUGCAGAGAAGGCAGUGCUAAUUCUUGGUGUAAAAGAAGAACUAAAGAAACUGCAAGGAACAAUGAAACAAAUACGAUGCUUUCUUGAUGAUGCUGAGCAAAGGAGGAUAAAGGAGUCAGCAGUUAACAAUUGGCUUAGUGAGCUAAGAGAUGCUAUGUACGAUGCUGAUGACAUUGUUGACUCAGCUAGAUUCGAAGGAAGCAAGUUACUGAAAGAUCGCAAAUCAUCAUCAUCAAAAAACUCAACUGCAGGUUGUGGCAUUUCGUUGUUAUCUUGCUUUCCUGUUAUUCAGAGGCGUCAUGAAAUUGCUGUUAAGAUCAGAGACCUGAACGACAGAGUAGAGCAGCUCUCAAAGCAUGGAAACAGUUUUCUACAUCUUGGUGCCGGGCCUACUGGCCAAGGUUCAACAUCCAAAGGGAGAGAAAGUUCCAAGCUUGUAGAACCCAACCUUGUAGGAAAGGAGAUUAUGCAUUCUAGCAAGAAAUUGGUGGAUUUGGUCCUUGCAUGCAAGGAACAUAAGGAUUAUAAGCUCGCUAUUGUUGGAACUGGAGGAGUUGGUAAGACAACGCUAGCUCAGAAAAUAUACAAUGAUCAAAAAAUAAAACCAGAAUUUCAGAAACAAGCAUGGGUUUGUGUUUCUCAAGAGUGUAAUGAAGUUAAUCUUCUAAAGGAGAUUCUCCGCAAUAUUGGAGUGCAUCAAGAUCAAGGUGAAACCAUAGCUGAACUCCAGAACAAGAUUGCAGAAACAAUUAAUGGCAAGAGUUUCUUUCUUGUCCUAGAUGAUGUGUGGGAGUCUAGUGUGAUUGAUUUAUUAGAGGCCCCAAUAGAUUUUGCAGCUUCAUCAAUUAUUUUGGUAACCACACGAGAUGAUAGAAUCACAAUGGAUAUCCAUGCAGCGCAUACCCAUCGAGUUAACCUUAUGUCAGAAGAGGUGGGGUGGGAGCUACUUUGGAAGAGCAUGAGCAUAAUUGAAGCUUAAAGCAAGGACACUUUUAAUUUGGUCUGCUAAGAAACCGAGUAUUGAAAACACAAUUUUCAAGAUACUUCCAUGCAUUCGAGUUUUAUCUUUGAAUGAAUCGUCAUUACAAAGUAUUCCAGAUUGCAUUGGAAGUUUGAUCCAUCUACGAUUU